Molecule: messenger RNA, 555 nt
Organism: Letharia columbiana
Lineage: Eukaryota; Fungi; Ascomycota; Lecanoromycetes; Lecanorales; Parmeliaceae
Exons: 2
Coding region: 1-555 (184 amino acids)
Source: RefSeq, a predicted model, not a curated record
AUGAGUUCUCCAAUACUUGCCACUCUACAGACGCCAGACGAGAGAACGUCCUGCGAGGUGAAUCUCAAUGACGAUGGGGAUAUGAAAAAGACAUUAAGAGCCCUGAUGCUUCAAGGAUAUAUCAUCCUGAAAGACGCGACCAUGGUCGAGGAAUGCUGGGAGGGCGCAGUGCAAGAUCUGUCGAACCAUCGGCUUGUUCAGAAAAUCAUGACCGCUAACAACGAAGAUGGGUUCGUUGUCCUUCACCACGAAUGCUAUUAUAUGGAAGCAGGGCAGCAGCCAAUUCAGCACAACAAUAGCGCCGCGCGAAGAGCCGAGCCUAUGUUCCUCGCCUUCCAUUUGGGAGGUCAAAAGGGUGUUACGAAAUGGGUCAUCACUUGCGACGAGGGUGAAAACGGUGAGAUGACGGAGAUCUAUGUUCCAGUGGAGGCUGUGGCGGGCGACAUUUUUCUCUGUAAUGCUCGGCAUGAUCGGUCGGACCCAGCGCCUUGUAUACCAAAAGAUGCUUUGUGCAACUUGAUAAGGAUCCAGUAUAAAGCGAAACCUUUCCCCUGA